Messenger RNA from Balaenoptera acutorostrata (minke whale), 2066 nucleotides. RefSeq names its product somatomedin-B and thrombospondin type-1 domain-containing protein-like. The transcript is spliced from 5 exons. The record is from RefSeq and is a predicted model, not a curated record. The coding region runs from base 1 to 813 and encodes 270 amino acids. Lineage: Eukaryota; Metazoa; Chordata; Mammalia; Artiodactyla; Balaenopteridae.
AUGGCCCCGCGCGGCGCGGCGCCGAUCCUGCCGCUGGCGCUCGCUCUGACCGCCGUGGCCGCGGUGUCCUGGGCACGGGGACCGUCGGGCACGCUCUGGUUCCGGCAGGGCUGCGCCGCGCUGGGCCGCUGCUGCCCGGGCCGUGACCCGACCUGCGCGGCCCGCGGGCCCCCUCGCUGCUUCUGCGAUCAGGCGUGCAGAGAGGUCCGGGACUGCUGCCCCGACUACGCGCGGGCCUGCCCAGCGGUCUCCUGCGUCGUGGCAGAGUGGAGCGGCUGGAGUCGUUGUGUCAAGCCCUGCCAGGUCUCUUACCGUCUCCGCCAAAGGCGUGUCCUGCAGGAGCCAAGGAACGGGGGUGCUCCCUGCCCCCCAUUGGAAGAGCGGGCUGGCUGCGUGGAGUACUGGAGCCACCAGGGGGUGGAGUGCCAACAGUCCUUGCUCCCUGCUCUGAUAACCACAGGCAGCUAUGGGAAAGAACGAGAAAAGCGAGGUGUCCCCAAGAAGCAGGAGAUAAUAGGGUACUGUGUCCAGUUCCGGCUGGGGCCCGUUCCAGGGAGCUGCCAGCAGGUGAGGGCACCCCAUGCCCAGUGGACAAGGUAUCUGACCCAGGGCCACACAGUUUGUGUGAGGUGUGAGUGGCCUGCCCAGGAUGCCAGGAGCCGGCGCUGCUACGGGGAUGGUGGAGGGGCCGGAGGGCACCAGCUGUCGCUGUGGCAAGCGGCCGGCCACCCCCGGUGCCGAGGGACCUGGGAGAGGCUUGGGCAGCUCCGGGACUGUUCCUGCCCCGAGGUCCACAGCCUCGUCUUCCUCUAGCAGCGGUGACCCCCGUCUGUCCAGAGCCCUUCUUUCCAAAGCCUCCCUGGGUGGCAGGGAAACCCCCAGGGCUUGGGAUCCUCCAGGAUGAGGGAGUGGGGAGAAACCUGCACAUUUGAGACUGAAGGAACAAGCCUUGUCCUUAUGCUGACACUGAAAAUAGCUUUGUGUUUCCACUGGGUGCCAGCUGAGUCACAGCCUUAACUGCCAUCUCCCUCUAGUUCAGGGCUUCCCAAAUUUCAUCUCCUAAAUACACCCUUCUUCAUUUUGCCCUAUUUUCCUUACCUGUACCUUUUUUUUUUUUUGACACCCCACCUCAUCCUUUUUUUAUUUACUUAAAUAAAUUGUUUUAAAAGGAAGCUUAUACUUACAUAUAUGUGUAUAAAUAGGAAAUUUAAAAAAAAUCACAACUAGAAAUGAAAAUAAAUAAUAGUAGCAAACAUUUAUUAAGUACCUACAGUGUGCCAAGCCCUGUCCUGGCCCUUUACACAUACUGACUCAUUGGAUCCUGAGUUAGGUGCAGUUAUUAUCGCCGUUUUACAUGGGCGGAAACUGAGGCACAGAGAGGUUAAGUUACUUGCCCCAGGACACACAGCUAGUGAGUGGCAGAGUGGGGAUUUGAAACCCAUGAGCUACACCUACUGCUAAGAUUUUCUGCACUAGCAGUACAUCAGCUCCAGGAGGGCAAGGUUUUCGGUCUGUCUUGUUCCCUGCUGUGUCCCCUGUGCCUAGAAUAGUGUCUGGCACACCAUAAUGCUCAAUAAAUAGUUGUUGAAUAAAUGAAAUGAAUAGGUGAAUGAUCAGUUGCCAUCAUUAGAAGGCAAUCAGAAAAACAAACACAAUGGAAACCAAACAAGUCUGGUGAGGUAUUGUUGCCCAAGGAGCCGAGCAUGAAGCCUGCUCUCUCGUUAUUCAAACAAGACGUUAGCAUGUGUGUGAGAGGGAGUGAGGGACACUAGUAUCUAAUAGAGACUAGGCCCUUGACAAACUAGAGGAAUUACAAGGGACUUGAAAGGGAGCGGAUUUUCUCCCCUUGGGAGUCAACUGUAAUUAAUAAGCAUUUUAACACCUUUAUUGAGAUAGAAUUCACAAUAUUAUACCAUUCCCUCAAAGUGUACAAUUCAGUCUUUUUUAGUAUAUUCGUAAGAUCGUAUAACUCGGUCUAAUUUAGAACUCUUUGUGUCGCCCUAGAAGAAGCCUUGUAACCCAUUAGCCGUUACUGCUCAUUCAUCAGACCCCUCCAGCCCUAAGCA